AUGGACUUAUAUUAACAUUCUUACACCCUCCCACCGAAACGAUUGUGCAAGGAGCCAAAGUUGGCUAUCUCAAUUUUGAAAAGGAAAUUCAUAGAACCAAUUUAAGACUUUGCUGGUGCUAGAAGAACUAGAACAAGCUUUUCGCCUUAAAGGAGAAUGAAACCGAUUUAAACUAGAUAAAAAUCUGCAAUACAAACAUUUAAUUUUGAAGUUGGAUAGAUAAUUGUCCCAAAAAGAAAUUCUAGAGUAACACGUUUCUAAGGUCCUAAUUUUCCAUUUAAUCUCAAUUACUUGAUAAAGUAAAUGAAUGCUUUAAAAUGA
Molecule: messenger RNA, 321 nt
Organism: Paramecium octaurelia
Lineage: Eukaryota; Ciliophora; Oligohymenophorea; Peniculida; Parameciidae
Source: the annotation of a GenBank genome assembly